Messenger RNA from Saccostrea echinata, 1823 nucleotides. Its product is annotated as E3 ubiquitin-protein ligase TRIM71-like. The record is from RefSeq and is a predicted model, not a curated record. Gene Ontology annotation, molecular function: protein binding; zinc ion binding; translation repressor activity. The transcript is spliced from 2 exons. Bases 23 to 1705 code for a protein of 560 amino acids. NCBI's taxonomy places the organism in Eukaryota, Metazoa, Mollusca, Bivalvia, Ostreida, Ostreidae. Gene Ontology annotation, biological process: proteasome-mediated ubiquitin-dependent protein catabolic process; protein polyubiquitination; negative regulation of translation.
AACACAGCAUGCAAAGAAUUCAAUGGCCUCCAAUCCAGACACAAAUCAAGUCAAAUGUUUCAAAUGUAAAAAGCCAGCUGACUUUGUAUGUGAGACUUGUGAGGGAAAAUUCUGUAAUAAAUGUCAAAAACAACACAUAAAAUCCAAGUCAAAAAAGAAUCACCAAGUUUCUCCAUUAUCUGAGCGGAAUACACCUGACAAAGAUGAUACAUGUACCGAGCACCCCUCCAUCAAGUAUGAUAUGUGUUGUAAAGACUGUGAAGUUCCAGUGUGUGUUAAAUGUAUCACAGAAAACCAUGUGGGACAUGUGUUUGUUGAAAGAGACACCUUGUACAAUUUAAAGAGAGAAACAAUAGUGUCCCACAUAUCAACCCUGAAGAAUAAACUUGUCCCAAAAUGUAAAGAUCUGCAUAAUGAGGUUCUGGAAAACAUUACUAAAUGCAAGCAAGUUAUGGCCAACAUGAGAAUUGGCGUAGAAGAAAAGGCUCGAGAGAUCAAAGAUAUGGUUGAUGCAGUGUUGAAGAAGAAUAUGUCAAUGCUGGAAAGGAUGGAAAUUUCAUUGCUGCAGAAACUUCUGCUGGAGGAAAGAGUGAUCAGUGAUCAACUAACUUCUAUGACAGAUAUGUUGGAUGAGUUGGAACAUAAACUGGAGACCAGUUCCCCAACCCAGUUGAUAAUGACACGUUCUAAGUUGACCAUGAGAGAGGAGGACAUCCCACACCCCAACAGAAUUGCAUUUCCAGAGUACCACAAGAAGUCUGUAACAGAGGAUAAGAUUUCCAAACUUUUUGGAGAGAUCAUCGAUUCCCCUGAUGCUACAGAAGUGCCAGUGACUCCUGUCACAAAUUUAGAGAAUCUAUACAAUAAUAUGACAUUUUCAGUAAGAAAAGUAAUUGGCAUGACACCUCCUGAAAUCCAAUAUGGGCGACAUAUCAGCUGCAUGAAAGAUGGCCGUGCAUGGGUGAGUGAUCGGUCAAGCCAUAUGAUUUUAUUGGAUAUUCAUGGAAAGACUCUAGAUGAACUGUCACUGAAGAGUAAAGGGGAUGGCUACCACUGUGCCACAAUUAACAACAAUCUACUCUAUAUUGACAAAGGAAUGAAAAGGGUUAAUAGAUUUCUCCCACAGGAAAAGAAAGUAGAAAGCCUUUUUGCCACUCCUCAACACUGGGCUUCCAUCAGUAUCCACUCCUCUUGGAUCAAUCAAGACAUUCUGAUUGGUAUGUACACCAAACAGGAAGCAAAAAUUGUUCGCUUCAACAGCACAGGAAAAGAGCUGGAUCAGAUUCAGAAAAACCACAAAACAGGAGAAAAUCUUUUUUGCUACCCCCACUACAUAACAGAAAGUCCAAGUGGUGACAUCUGCACAUCUGACUUUGAGAAAUUCUCAGUCGUUGCGGUUAACAGUGAAGGCCAACACAAAUUUACCUACAAAGGGUCCAAGAAAAACCAAUUUUUCCCUCAUGGAAUUUGUACUGACAAUGUAGGAAAUAUCCUUGUUUGUGAUAACCAGUGCCAAUACAGGAUCCAUAUGUUAAACCCAGAUGGAGUUUUCUUGCGUUUCCUCUUGUCGAAGGAAGAUGGUAUUCUUGAGCCCUUAGGUUUAUGUCUGGAUGACAGUUAUAAUCUCUGGCUAGGUCAAAGAGGAAAUGAAUCUGUGACUGUAUUCAAAUAUAAACAGCAGGAAAAUGAAAAUCUGUACAUGUAAAUAUCAUACAUAGGGUAGAAGAAAAAUGUUUAAGUAAGUCGACGUCCCGUCUUUCAAAAAUUCAUACAAAAUUGGUAAAAAUUCCCCAGAAGUUUUCAGCCAUCACUAAUAAGUUCAA